Messenger RNA from Lacerta agilis (Sand lizard), 3176 nucleotides. RefSeq names its product FYVE, RhoGEF and PH domain containing 3 (gene FGD3). Gene Ontology annotation, cellular component: cytoplasm. The record is from RefSeq and is a predicted model, not a curated record. NCBI's taxonomy places the organism in Eukaryota, Metazoa, Chordata, Lepidosauria, Squamata, Lacertidae. The transcript has 19 exons. Gene Ontology annotation, molecular function: metal ion binding; guanyl-nucleotide exchange factor activity. Bases 217 to 2910 code for a protein of 897 amino acids. Gene Ontology annotation, biological process: filopodium assembly; cytoskeleton organization.
GGAGGCGCGCCUCCGCCGCCGCCCUCCUCCUCCUCCCGGCCGGUGCCUCAGGGCGAGAUGCAGGCGCCGGAAAGAAAGCGCGCGCGGGAGAGACGGCGAGCAGCUCCCCGCGUCCCCUUCUGAGGGCGCCUCCUUCGCCGUUGUGUAGCGCAGCCGUGCGCCUCAGGGCCCGUCCAAAGCUGCGGAGGCGCUUCUCCUGAGGGGCUGAAAACGGAGAUGGAGCCGGAAGGUUGCCCUCAUUCUUCUUUUCAAAUCAAAUGUCACAUUGACUCAAGGACAGUGCUGGAAACUUGUAGUGAGUUGCAGCGUGUGGAUCCCAUUCAGUGCACUCUUCAACCUGGAAGAAAGCCUAAAACCAAAUGCCAUUUGGCCAAAAAGCAUCCUCUGCCAAAACCCCAAGUACCUCCAAAACCUGUUCAUCUCCAGCCUGCUGGGCACGAGAAGAUUCCUCCAGCACCAUCUAGGCCUUUGCCAGCAGAUCCCAAGUCAACAAGAAGCCCAGUGCCUGAAGAAGAAACAACACAGACCUCACCAGACAUUAACAGACUCAUUGAAAAAUUCGAAAGUAUUAGGAGGCCCAUCCAUGCUGUUCAAAGAAACCAGUUCAACUUAGCUUUUAAAAUGGAACCUGAGACAGACUCUUCCAAACAGUGUUGCCCAAGCAUCUGUGAUGCAGUAGGUUCCACUGCAUCUUCUACCAAUGAAAAUAAAGAGCCGGAUGAGAGCGAACCUGGCAUGUUGUGUAACACUGAACUGUCUAACACAGACAUAAUGAAAAUUAAAGAACUAAAUAUAGAUGACAGCACAAGCACUGAAGAUUGUGCUGAUGUGCAGGUCAGCAAAGCCCCCACGGAAGAGCUUGGGCCUAAGGACUCAUCCGUGGAGCUGAACAGUAAUGGUAAAAUUCCCAAUAGGGACAGUGGGAUUGACAGCCCUUCUUGUAGUGUGGCAGGAGAGACUUUCCUGAAUGAAGAUGGUGUGGAGCAGAAAAAGGUCACUGUGACCGGGAACCCAGUGGAGGUGGAGACGGACAAAAAGGGUGCCAGGUUUUCUGCUGGAGAGCAGAAAAGAGACUCUGCUCAGGAUGAAGACAGUGACAUAGAUGAAGGAAGCAGUGAGGAGCAAGAGACAGCGGAAGUGCCAAAACUGGAAUGUGUGGACAUUAACAAGUGUUCAGAGCCACAGAAGCUGUUUAACAUUGCAAGUGAACUUCUUCAUACGGAAGAAGCUUAUGUUAAAAGGCUUCAUCUUCUGGAUCAGGUUUUUUGCACUAAAUUGUUUGAGGCGGGGAUUCCACCCGAUGUGGUAACAGGGAUCUUUUCAAAUAUUUCUUCCAUCUAUCGCUUCCACGAACAGUUUCUUCUGCCUGAGCUCAAAACAAGGAUUACAGAUGAGUGGAACACAAACCCAAGGCUCGGAGACAUCGUCCAAAAACUUGCUCCAUUUCUGAAGAUGUAUGGAGAAUAUGUAAAGAAUUUUGACAGAGCAAUGGACAUGGUGAACACAUGGAUGCAGAGAUCUGUUCCUUUUAAAGCUGUUAUUCAAAACAUACAGAAAGAAGAAAUAUGUGGAAACUUGACGUUACAGCAUCACAUGCUGGAACCUGUACAGCGGAUUCCACGCUAUGAACUUCUCCUAAAGGAUUACCUUAAAAAACUUCCUGAAGAGUCACUAGACCGAAAAGAUGCUGAAAAAUCACUGGAGCUCAUUUCUACUGCGGCAAACCAUUCAAACGCAGCCAUCCGAAAGAUGGAAAAGAUGCACAAGCUGUUAGAAGUGUAUGAGCGCCUUGGAGGAGAAGAGGAUAUUGUUAAUCCAGCCAAUGAAUUGAUUAAAGAAGGGCAUAUUCAGAAACUGUCAGCAAAGAAUGGCACCGCUCAGGAUAGGUAUCUAUUUCUGUUUAACAGCAUGGUGUUGUACUGCGUGCCCAAACUGAGAUUAAUAGGCCAGAAAUUCAGUGUGCGAGAAAAGAUCGAUAUAGCAGGAUUGCAGGUCCAGGAAAUCAGCAAGCAAAACGUGGCUCAUACAUUCUCAAUAACAGGAAAGAAGAGAUCACUGGAGCUACAAGCUAGGACAGAAGAAGAGAAGAAAGAAUGGAUCCAGGUCAUUCAAGCAACAAUUGAAAAACAUAAACAGAACAGUGAAACUUUUAGAGCUUAUAAUAGCUCUUUUUCUCAAGAAGACGAGCAUCUCCCAGAUUCAUCAAUAGCGAGCACCAGUUCUGUCGAAUCCAUGCCAGGAACAGAUGGUAGCAGCACAUCUGGAGGGCCUGAGUGUUGCAGAAAAUCUUCCAAAUCAAAGAGAGAAAAGGAGAAGCAAGCUUGCAAAAGCUGCAGUGAAAGCUUCAACUCCAUUACAAAAAGACGUCACCAUUGCAAGCAAUGUGGGGCAGUUAUCUGUGCAAAAUGCUCUGAAUUUAAAACACUUGCUGAUAACAGCCGCCACAACCGAGUGUGUAAAGAAUGUUUUCAACUGCCGUCAGCAAUCCCGUGUGUCUUGGGCAAUGAAGGUGCAGGAGAACAAAAGAAAAAAAUGGCAACAGAGAAGCAAAGCGUUUUGGGAGCAGAAAGCAGCCUUUUCAGCAGUCACCUCCUGUUCCAAGAAAAAGGAAAGACUUGGUGUAAAGUUUGGGUCACCAUCCCUAAGGCUGAACCUCUCGUCUUAUAUCUACAAGGAGGCAGUCAGGAUGGACGGAUUCCACGAAGCAUACCCCUACCAGGAUAUGAAGUUGAAUUUCUGCAUUCUGGUGAGAAGUUUGACUCAAAACAUGUUUUCAAACUCUGCCAGUCCCAACAGACUAUGUAUUUCAGUGCAGACGAUGAAGAGUUGCAAAUAAAAUGGAUGGAUAUUCUCUCCAAAGCAGCUAAAGGGGAGAUUUAUGAUCCAAGUGAAGGAGCCAGUGAGCCCUAAAGCCUUUUUCUGGGGUCCAAGAUAUAUUUCGGGAGCAGGGGGCUGAACUUGAUAAUCAUGGCACUUUCAAAAUCUGUAUGGUUUUCUCCCCCCCCCUUUAUUAUUGUACAUUCAUCACAUACAGUUCUGAUUGUCUGGCAUAUAUGUUAGAUGGGAAAAGUAAGUGUAGUAAUUAAUGGUGUUCUUGUUGACAUUGAUGGAAAAGAAAAGAAGGAGCAAGCAUUAAUUUUUUGAGAGUAACUGCAAAAAAAUCAUAAUUCAAGAUA